Messenger RNA from Macaca mulatta (Rhesus monkey), 4843 nucleotides. RefSeq names its product spalt like transcription factor 3 (gene SALL3). Gene Ontology annotation, cellular component: nucleus. Gene Ontology annotation, biological process: regulation of transcription by RNA polymerase II. Lineage: Eukaryota; Metazoa; Chordata; Mammalia; Primates; Cercopithecidae. Gene Ontology annotation, molecular function: RNA polymerase II cis-regulatory region sequence-specific DNA binding; DNA-binding transcription factor activity, RNA polymerase II-specific. The record is from RefSeq and is a predicted model, not a curated record.
CCCCGCGCGGGGCCCGAGCGCCGCUAGCAGCAUGUCUCGGCGCAAGCAGGCCAAGCCCCAGCACCUCAAGUCGGACGAGGAGCUGCCGCCGCCGGACGGGGCUCCCGAGCACGCCGCCCCGGGGGAAGGCGCGGACGACGCCGACAGCGGGCCCGAGAGCCGCAGCGGGGGCGAGGAGACCAGCGUGUGCGAGAAAUGCUGCGCCGAGUUCUUCAAGUGGGCAGACUUCUUGGAGCACCAGCGGAGCUGCACCAAGCUCCCUCCCGUGCUGAUCGUGCACGAGGACGCGCCCGCGCCGCCCCCCGAGGACUUCCCCGAGCCUUCGCCCACCAGCUCCCCCAGCGAGCGCGCCGAAAGCGAGGCAGCGGAGGAGGCGGGCGCCGAGGGCGCGGAGGGCGAGGCCAGGCCUGCGGAGAAGGAGGCCGAGCCCAUGGACGCGGAACCCGCGGGGGACACUCGCGUGCCCCGGCCCCCGCCCGCGGCCCCUGCACCCCCCACGCCCGCCUACGGCGCGCCCAGCACCAACGUGACCCUGGAGGCGCUGCUGAGUACCAAGGUGGCCGUGGCGCAGUUCUCGCAGGGCGCGCGCGCAGCGGGCGGCUCGGGCACAGGUGGCGGCGUGGCGGCUGCCGCCGUGCCUCUGAUCCUGGAGCAGCUCAUGGCCCUGCAGCAGCAGCAGAUCCACCAGCUACAGCUCAUCGAGCAGAUCCGCAGCCAGGUGGCCCUCAUGCAGCGCCCGCCUCCGCGGCCCUCACUCAGUCCUGCGGCCGCCCCGAGCGCACCGGGCCCGGCCCCCAGCCAGCUGCCCGGGCUGGCGGCACUCCCUCUGUCUGCAGGGGCCCCCGCCGCCGCCCCCGCGGGCUCGGGCCCCGCCGCCCCGGCUGCCUUCGAGGGCUCGCAGCCCCUGUCCCGGCCCGAGUCUGGCGCCAGCACCCCCGGCGGCACUGCGGAGCCCAGCGCGCCCGCCGCCCCCAGCGCCGCCCCGGCCCCUGCCGCCCCCGCCCCGGCCCCAGCGCCGCAGAGUGCGGCCUCAUCGCAGCCACAGAGCGCGUCCACGCCGCCUGCCCUGGGCCCGGGGUCCCUGCUGGGCGCGGCGCCCGGCCUGCCAAGCCCGCUUCUACCUCAGACCUCUGCCAGCGGCGUCAUCUUCCCCAACCCGCUGGUCAGCAUCGCGGCCACGGCCAACGCCCUGGACCCGCUGUCCGCGCUCAUGAAGCACCGCAAGGGUAAGCCGCCCAAUGUGUCAGUGUUCGAGCCCAAGGCCAGUGCCGAGGACCCGUUUUUCAAGCACAAAUGCCGCUUCUGCGCCAAGGUCUUCGGCAGUGACAGCGCGCUCCAGAUCCACCUGCGCUCGCACACAGGCGAGCGGCCCUUCAAGUGCAACAUCUGCGGGAACCGCUUCUCCACCAAAGGCAACCUGAAGGUGCACUUCCAGAGGCACAAGGAGAAGUACCCCCACAUCCAGAUGAACCCCUACCCGGUCCCCGAGUACCUGGACAAUGUGCCCACUUGCUCGGGCAUUCCCUACGGCAUGUCGUUGCCCCCAGAGAAGCCCGUGACCACCUGGCUGGACAGCAAGCCCGUGCUGCCCACCGUGCCCACGUCCGUGGGGCUGCAACUGCCGCCCACUGUCCCUGGCGCGCACGGCUACACGGACUCCCCCACCGCCACCCCCGCCAGCCGCUCCCCGCAGAGGCCCUCGCCCGCCUCCAGCGAGUGCGCCUCCUUGUCCCCAGGCCUGAACCACCCCGAGUCCGGCGUGUCAGCCACCGCUGAGUCCCCACAGCCACUCCUCGGCGGGCCGCCCCUGACUAAAGCCGAGCCCGUCAGCUUGCCUUGCACCAAUGUCAGGGCCGGGGACACUCCCGUGGGCGCGCAGGCCAGCGCCGCGCCAACAUCGGUGGAUGGCGCUCCCACGAGCCUCGGCAGCCCCGGGCUGCCCGCCGUCUCCGAGCAGUUCAAGGCCCAGUUUCCGUUCGGCGGGCUGCUGGACUCGAUGCAAACGUCGGAAACCUCGAAGCUGCAGCAGCUGGUGGAGAACAUCGACAAGAAGAUGACGGACCCGAACCAGUGCGUCAUCUGCCACCGGGUGCUGAGCUGCCAGAGCGCGCUGAAGAUGCACUACCGGACGCACACGGGGGAGCGGCCGUUCAAGUGCAAGAUCUGCGGCCGCGCCUUCACGACCAAGGGCAACCUCAAGACGCACUUCGGCGUGCACCGCGCCAAGCCGCCCCUGCGCGUUCAGCACUCCUGCCCCAUCUGCCAGAAGAAGUUCACCAACGCCGUGGUCCUGCAGCAGCACAUUCGCAUGCACAUGGGCGGCCAGAUCCCCAACACGCCGCUGCCCGAGGGCUUCCAGGAUGCCAUGGACUCCGAGCUGGCCUACGACGACAAGAACGCGGAGAUUCUGAGCAGCUACGACGACGACAUGGACGAGAACUCCAUGGAAGACGACGCCGAGCUGAAGGACGCGGCCAGCGACCCGGCCAAGCCGCUCCUAUCCUACGCGGGGUCCUGCCCGCCCUCCCCGCCCUCGGUCAUCUCCAGCAUCGCCGCCCUGGAGAACCAGAUGAAGAUGAUCGACUCGGUCAUGAGCUGCCAGCAGCUGACCAGCCUCAAGUCCGUGGAUAACGGGUCCGGAGAGAGUGACCGCCUGAGCAACGACUCCUCGUCGGCCGUGGGCGACCUGGAGAGCCACAGCGCGGGUAGCCCCGCCCUGUCCGAGUCCUCGUCCUCGCAGGCCCUGUCGCCGGCCCCCAGCAACGGCGAGAGCUUCCGCUCCAAGUCCCCGGGCCUGGGCGCCCCGGAGGAGCCCCAGGAGAUCCCGCUCAAGACCGAGAGGCCCGACAGCCCGGCCCCCGCCCCAGGCAGUGGAGGCGCCCCCGGCCGCGCGGGCAUCAAGGAGGAGGCGCCCUUCAGCCUGCUGUUCCUGAACAGGGAGCGGGGUAAGUGUCCCAGCACUGUGUGUGGUGUCUGUGGCAAGCCUUUUGCUUGCAAGAGCGCGUUGGAAAUCCACUACCGCAGCCAUACUAAGGAGCGGCCGUUCGUCUGCGCGCUCUGCAGGCGAGGGUGCUCCACUAUGGGUAAUUUAAAACAGCACUUACUGACGCACAGAUUGAAAGAGCUGCCUUCUCAGUUAUUUGACCCCAACUUUGCUCUAGGUCCCAGCCAAAGCACUCCUAGCCUGAUCUCCAGCGCCGCACCCACCAUGAUCAAAGUGGAAGUGAACGGUCACGGCAAGGCCAUGGCGCUGGGCGAGGGUCCCCCGCUGCCCGCGGGCGUCCAGGUCCCCGCCGGGCCUCAGACAGUGAUGGGCCCGGGCCUGACGCCCAUGCUGGCCCCCCCGCCGCGCCGGACGCCCAAGCAGCACAACUGCCAGUCGUGCGGGAAGACCUUCUCCUCGGCCAGUGCCCUGCAGAUCCAUGAGCGCACGCACACCGGCGAGAAGCCGUUCGGUUGCACCAUCUGCGGCCGGGCCUUCACCACCAAGGGCAACCUCAAGGUGCACAUGGGGACACACAUGUGGAAUAACGCCCCCGCGAGACGCGGCCGCCGCCUGUCUGUGGAGAACCCCAUGGCUCUCCUAGGGGGCGAUGCCCUGAAGUUCUCUGAAAUGUUCCAGAAGGACCUGGCGGCUCGGGCAAUGAACGUCGACCCCAGUUUUUGGAACCAGUAUGCUGCAGCCAUCACGAACGGGCUCGCCAUGAAGAACAACGAGAUCUCCGUCAUCCAGAACGGAGGCAUCCCCCAGCUCCCCGUGAGUCUCGGGGGCAGCGCCCUACCCCCUCUGGGCACCAUGGCCAGUGGGAUGGACAAAGCGCGUACCGGCAGUAGCCCACCCAUCGUCAGCUUGGACAAAGCAAGCUCAGAAACAGCAGCCAGCCGCCCAUUCACACGGUUUAUCGAGGACAACAAGGAGAUUGGUAUCAACUAGCCAGUGACUCGCUCAUCUGCCCUGCCCAGGCCCACGUUUUGAAGUUGGAGCGCCAGGCCUCUGACCUUCCUUGCCUCGGUUCUCAUUACACUUUCACCCAUAGCAGAAAACACUUUGUGCGACUGCUGAGAGGUGGUCUUGUAAGUGCUGCAUGGCGCCCCCUUCAACAGCAAGUCUGACUGUUCUUGAGAACUCUGCAACCUUUUACAUAAGUUUCUGUCAAAAAAAAGUGCUUGGAAAACCGCCUUAGGAACAGAAAGAGCUCAGACCAUGUCCACUUCCUUUCUCCUGAAACCCAAUAAUCUCUACGAGGGAGAAAGGGGUCCCCCGCGGUAUUCCAGUGAAACUCAUUUGAUGGUUUCGUUUGAAUUAGUUAAGACACUUGAACGAUGUUUUUUAGAACUCUUCAUGUUAAAGACGUGGUUUAGUACUCCCAAUGCUGUGUAUCAUGACACUAUCUUCGUCUGUAGUAUUUAUAAUGUUAAGAUUAUGCGGGUAACAGACAAUAUAAUAGCCCCGACCUUAAACGAAGCUUUUGUACUGCAGAAUACAUCUGGCUAUGUGAUUUUUUUUUUUAAGCAAGAUUUGUUUUAGUAUAAAUAAGUGGAUUAUUUCAAUGCAGGCAAAAUUGUGAAGUUCUGUUGGGAAAGAUAGCAUGCUUUUCAUGUGCGAGUACCUGUCAGUAAUAAGCCUUUUUUUGGUUUUUUUGUUUGUUUGUUUUGUUUUUUUUAAUUUAAAUGUUUGUAGCUGCUAUGUGGACUGUUGUUUUCUAGUGUGGUCUGUAGCCCAAUGACUGGGGAACGAGUUACAGACAAACAUCACCGUAAAUGACUCACAACAUUAUAAACAGUUGUGAGAAAAUAUUUCACAUUAUCAAAGCUGUACAAUAAAAAGGUAAUGUUUGUAUAA